GUUACUUCAGUAUUGUCACUCUGAUUGUGGUGUCCAGACCCCCAAAGAUAUCAAAGCAAACAGUGACUGCCAGUGUGUUGUUUUAUUUAUACUAAUAAUAAUAAAUAUAUUUAUAAAAAAAUAUAGAGUGGGUCUAUACGAAAAAACAAAAUAAAUAUAGAGCCAUUGGGUCCAUUCCCUUUAUUGCAUUGUUUUGGUCCCAUUCCCUCUCCACAAUUCUAACACGUCCAAAAUUAUUUAUGCAUUAUAAAUAUUUUGAGUGAUUGAGAAGAAAUGAUAAGACAAAGAUUUUACCAACACAUUUCUUCUUCUUAUAUCAAAGUUGGGUUCUCUCUCGUUUCUUCAUCGCUUCACUAGCUACCUUGUUUUCUUUUCUCAUUUUGAAUAGUUCUCAAACCUUUAUUUUCAUCUAGACACUACAAAAUAUAGUGCAAUUCCCUAGCAAAUCGUCAUUUUCUAAUAUUUGCAUUAGUCUCAGGAUCCAAAAUGGUUUCAUCAGUUUCAAAGAGUACGUCCACUGAUGAAUACGACGACACCAUCCACAAGGAGAGAGUGUCUCAGCUUCACAGCCCCUACUCAUCGUCUGACUUAGUGAGCCAAGAGAUCAAAGCAGAGCAAACCGAUAAUUCUAAGAAGACCAAAAGGGUUAAAGAUUCCGGUAGACAUCCGGUUUAUCACGGCGUGAGGAUGAGGAACUGGGGAAAAUGGGUUUCCGAGAUUCGUGAGCCGAGGAAGAAGUCACGUAUCUGGCUCGGAACGUUCCCGACGCCGGAGAUGGCGGCGCGUGCGCACGACGUGGCGGCUUUGAGCAUCAAAGGAAGCUCGGCUAUACUGAACUUCCCUGAACUUGUUGAGUCAUUCCCUAGACCCGUCUCCCUAAGCCCUCGAGACAUUCAGACAGCUGCCCUUAAAGCAGCACAGAUGGAGCCAACGACGUCGUUUGCUUCUUCAUCAUCGUCUUCUACUUCUUCGCUUGAGUCUCUCGUGUUGGUGAUGGACCUCUCGAGGACUGAGGCAGAGGAGCUGGGAGAGAUCGUGGAGCUGCCAAGUCUCGGACCGAGUUACGACGUUAACGUUGGAAACGAGUUUGUGUUCUCUGACUCAGUAGACUACUGUUUUUAUCCUCCACCGUGGGGUGAGUUGUCGGAAGAUAGUUACGGUUACAACCAAGUCUUGUCAUGGGAUCUCUAACGACGUUUUUGGUCAAUUUAUUUUUUGUAUCAUCAUUAUUGUAACCAUUUUCAUGUUCAAUAACGUUUUUGAACCCUAUUUCGUUUUUUGAUUUCGUGGUGUAAGGGUUUUUUCUUCAGUGCGUUUGUGAGCUCCA
This is a messenger RNA of Brassica napus (rape), 1327 nucleotides long. RefSeq names its product dehydration-responsive element-binding protein 3-like. Gene Ontology annotation, molecular function: DNA binding; DNA-binding transcription factor activity. The record is from RefSeq and is a predicted model, not a curated record. Bases 487 to 1191 code for a protein of 234 amino acids. The transcript has a single exon. Gene Ontology annotation, biological process: regulation of DNA-templated transcription. Lineage: Eukaryota; Viridiplantae; Streptophyta; Magnoliopsida; Brassicales; Brassicaceae.